Cyprinodon tularosa is the source of this 1350-nucleotide messenger RNA. RefSeq names its product aminolevulinate dehydratase (gene alad). Gene Ontology annotation, biological process: heme biosynthetic process. Gene Ontology annotation, cellular component: cytosol. The record is from RefSeq and is a predicted model, not a curated record. Gene Ontology annotation, molecular function: zinc ion binding; porphobilinogen synthase activity. Lineage: Eukaryota; Metazoa; Chordata; Actinopteri; Cyprinodontiformes; Cyprinodontidae. The coding region runs from base 101 to 1096 and encodes 331 amino acids. The transcript has 12 exons.
CCAAAAGGAGGAGACGAAGAAGUAGAAGCAGAAGCCGCAGCAUAUCUGAGCGGAGGAGUGGAAGUGACAGUCCUCUUACUCUGAGUGCUGAAGGGUGAAGAUGCAGACACCGGCACAGUCGAUCCUUCAUAGUGGAUAUUUCCACCCAACGCUCCGUUACUGGCAGACCUGCGCCACUGAUCUUAGACCAGACAAUCUCAUCUAUCCAAUCUUUAUCACAGACAGUUCAGAUGCAGUGGAGCCGAUCGGAAGCCUGCCAGGACAGGCCAGAUAUGGGGUGAAUAAGCUGGAGGGAAUGUUGCGCCCCCUGGUGGAGAAAGGUUUAAAAUGUGUCCUCAUUUUUGGUGUCCCUGCCAAAAUAACAAAGGAUGAAAGGGGUUCGGGAGCCGACUCUGAUGAGACUCCUGCUGUUCUGGCCAUUAAAAAAAUCCGAUCUUUGUUCCCGGAGCUGCUGGUGGCGUGCGACGUCUGUCUGUGCCCUUACACCUCACAUGGACACUGCGGGAUCCUGAAUGAUGACGGCACCCUGAACAACGACGCCAGCUGUCUGCGUCUGGCAGAGGUCGCUCUGGCAUAUGCACAAGCUGGUUGCCACAUCAUUGCUCCCUCUGACAUGAUGGACGGACGGAUCCGCGCCAUAAAACAAGCUUUGCUCUCCAACGGUUUGGGAAACAAGGUCUCAGUGCUCAGCUACAGCGCCAAGUUUGCCUCUUGUUACUACGGUCCUUUCAGGGAUGCUGCGCAGUCGAAGCCCGCCUUUGGAGACAGACGCUGCUAUCAGCUUCCUCCCGGGGCGAGAGGUCUGGCGCUUCGAGCCGUGGAGCGAGACGUGAAGGAGGGGGCCGACAUGCUGAUGGUGAAACCAGGCCUGCCGUACCUGGACAUCAUGAGGGAAGUCAAGGACAAGUUCCCCAGCCAUCCUCUGGCAGUCUACAAUGUUUCCGGGGAGUUUGCCAUGUUGUGGCACGGAGCGAAGGCUGGAGCGUUCGACCUACAGGCUGCAGUGAUGGAGGCCAUGACGGCGUUUCGCAGGGCAGGCGCUGACAUCAUCAUCACCUACUACACACCUGAGCUGCUCACCUGGCUGAAGGAGUAAAAGGAGCCAGAGCUGCGGCGAGCCUCAAACCUUCACACUCUGGUGUUGACAGAGGGAAACUUUAUCAACUGGAAACAACUGAGUCCUCCAUCCUGAAUCCUGCAAAUCACAUCUGGGUUUCAGCUUUUUGGACGUGUUGAAUGUAAAAACAGAGUAUUUUGCUUUAAGCUGAACAAGUCACUUCUGCAUAAAGGAAAACCUCUAAAGGACCAUUUAGAAGAUAGUAAUGACAUGAAAUAAAGCUGUUCAUUCCA